AUGGAACGUUUUCGAAGUUGUGUUUUGUUGCUUAUUAGUGUAUUGUUUGUUUUAAAUAUUAAAAAAAGUUAUCAACACACGUGGGUGACUACUGAUGAAUUGGAGAACCACAUCAAUCCUGAAGAUCUUCUUGAAUUUGCAAACAUUAAACAGAGCUCCGAAGAAACCAAAUUAGACGAUACCAGUGAUGCAGUCCGAUUUGCAGAUGUUGUGGAAACUACAACUGGCCUUCCAGUACCGGGCACAGUCGACUGUUUCGGCUUAGGCACACUAUCACGGCAGAUCGUGAGCCUCUUCAAUAUGAGACCAGAUUCAUCUGACGAUGUUAACACGCACUUUUACUUCUCGUCGCGAACUAUGCCUAUGAGGAUGCAGGUGUUUCCUGGUUCCCAAUUCGGCCUCGAAUGGGUCGACUUUAAACCGAAUAGAAAGACGGUGAUGAUUAUUCAUGGUUUUAUGAGUCACAGUAAUGCAUCUUGGGUCAAUGACAUGACUAAAGCGUUUCUGGAAUGGGCGGAUGUAAACGUCAUUGCGGUAGAUUGGAGUGGUGGUGGGAACACUUGGAAGUAUUGGAGGGCAGUGGCCAACACUAGGAGAGUGGGCUCUGAUAUUGUUGGGUUCAUGCGUAGAAUGAUGACAGAAACUGGGGUAAGAACUAAAGAUAUGCAUUUAGUUGGACAUAGUCUAGGAGCUCAUAUUGCGUCAUAUGUAUCGUAUCAUUUGGGGAAAGUUGCACGAAUUACAGGAUUGGACCCAGCUCAACCAUGUUUCUGGACAACCGACUCCACCGAACGUUUGGACCCUCAAGACGCGGACUUUGUAGAUAUUAUACACACUAACGGCCGACUACUGUCGAAGAUAGGCUUCGGCUUUCCUGAUCCUAAUGGUCACGCAGACUUUUAUCCAAAUGGUGGUAUGAAGCAACCAGGUUGCUAUAACGAAACUACUUCCAUAUGGUCUCGUCUUAUUCCAUUCUCAUCCAGACUUCAGCAAGCAAUAUGCAGUCACGGCCGCGCAUAUUUACUCUUCACUGAAUCUUUGAUCAACCGUAACUGUACUUUUAGGGGACAUAGAUGGGACUUGACUUAUGAUGGGGUAAACGCCAGCUUGAAAGCUGCUUGCGACAGAGUUGGCUCAUGUUCUGAGAUGGGCAUCAGAGCUGUCGGCGAGGGACGACUGCCACGCGCUACAGGAGCUUACUUCGUACUGACUACUGACAAGGAUCCAUAUUGUCCCACCGAAUGGGAACGCCGGCACCCUCAACCAGAACUCCUGAUAGAUCUUCGCAAAGGUUUCCUUUUGGACCAGUUGAGGAAGACCACUUCGAAGGCAACUGAAUCUGCCGUUUAUGCCGAUCCUAUGGAAAGGGAUCUGUCCGUUCUCCCUCUUACCACCACCACACAAAAGAGCUGGUUCCAGAAGUGGUUUGGUAAAUAA
Molecule: messenger RNA, 1437 nt
Organism: Spodoptera littoralis (African cotton leafworm)
Lineage: Eukaryota; Metazoa; Arthropoda; Insecta; Lepidoptera; Noctuidae
Source: the annotation of a GenBank genome assembly